UUCUCUCCCUCCCUGCCCCUCUCUCUCUCUCUCUCUCUCUCUCUGGCAGGCUGCUCCUGCAGUGAUUCAGUAUCAUGGAGGCUGGCAGUGGGGCUGCUGCAGUGGUGGGAAGUGCAGCUCUCGGACUGCUUGGAGCCACAGGAAGUCAUGACAUCUCUGACAGGGGCCUGAGGCCUGGACGGCACCCGGAAGAAGACGAUAUCGUUCCCGAGCUUGCCAGGAGCAUCCACCCCCGAGAGCGACCUGACUGGGAGGAAACCAUCAGCGCAAUGGCACGGAGUGCUGAAAUUCCAGAGCUGAGCUCUGAGCCUCUCAUGCGCUCUUGCAGCAGUACUGCCAGCAUGAAGGUGAAGAACGUCAAAAAGCUCUCAUUCACCAAGGGACAUUUUCCAAAGUUAGCCGAAUGUGCCCAUUUCCACUAUGAAAACGUUGACUUUGGGACGAUACAGUUAUCCCUCGCAGAUGAACAGACUGAAGUGACACGGAAUGGCCUGGAGUCAAAAGAGCCUGUGUAUUUGGUUCAGAUCUACUGUCAGGGACGAAGCUGGAUCGUGAGGCGGAGCUAUGAAGAUUUCCGAGUCCUGGAUAAGCAUCUCCAUCUCUGCAUCUAUGACCGCCGCUUUUCCCAGCUCCCCGAGCUGCCCCGUUUCGACAGCCUGAGGGAGAGAGCAGAGGCAGUUUCCCAGAUGCUGAUGGCUUACCUCUCCCAUCUCUCAGCGAUUGCUGAUAAUAAGAUCAACUGUGGGCCGGCCCUCACAUGGAUGGAGGUUGACAACAAAGGGAAUCACUUGCUGGUGCAUGAGGAGUCAUCCAUAAAUGUUCCAGCUAUCGCAGCGGCCCACGUGAUCAAGCGCUACAUUGCCCAGGCAGCUGAUGAGCUGUCAUUUGAGGUGGGGGAUAUUGUUUCCGUAAUAGACAUGCCACCCAAAGAGGACACCACCUGGUGGAGAGGAAAACAUGGUUUCCAGGUUGGCUUCUUUCCCAGCGAGUGUGUGGAGCUGAUAAACGACAAGGUCCCGCAGUCUGUUACCAACUCAGUGCCAAAACCAGUGUCUCCCUGCUCUGGUCUGCGGCCGGCCUCCUGGAGUCUGUUCCCACCCUAUUUGGAGAUGGAGAGUGUAAAGCAGAACAGUGCAUGGGCACCCGACCCAUUAAACCCCUACAGGCUGAGCUCAGUGUCCAAGAAACACGGGAAACUGAUCACUUUUCUACGCACAUUCAUGAAGUCCAGGCCGACCAAGCAGAAACUGAAGCAAAGAGGUAUCCUCAGGGAGAGGGUUUUCGGCUGUGACCUAGGAGAACAUCUCCUCAACUCCGGCCAUGACGUCCCCCAGGUACUCAAGAGCUGCACUGAGUUCAUUGAGAAGCAUGGAGUGGUUGAUGGAAUGUACCGUCUCUCUGGGAUUGCCUCCAACAUUCAGAAGCUGCGGCAUGAAUUUGACUCUGAACAGAUCCCAGAUCUGACAAAAGAUGUUUACAUUCAAGACAUACACUGCGUGGGCUCCCUGUGCAAGCUUUACUUUCGAGAGCUUCCCAACCCACUUCUCACCUACCAGCUGUAUGAGAAAUUCUCGGAGGCUGUGUCAGCAGCCACUGAUGAGGAGAGGCUGAUCAAAAUACAUGAUGUCAUUCAGCAGCUGCCGCCUCCACACUAUAGGACUCUUGAGUUUCUUAUGAGGCAUCUUUCACACUUAGCAACCUUCAGCUAUGUAACAAACAUGCAUACGAAGAAUUUGGCCAUCGUUUGGGCCCCCAACUUACUGAGGUCAAAGCAAAUAGAAUCGGCUUGCUUCAGCGGCACAGCAGCCUUCAUGGAGGUGCGAAUACAGUCGGUGGUGGUGGAGUUCAUCCUCAACCAUGUGGAUGUUCUCUUCAGCCCCAAACUGAGCUCGCUUAUACGAGAGGGAACAGGACACAACUCUUUGUCUCGGCCUAAAUCUUUGUUGGUGCCCUCUCCAUCCACAAAGCUGCUAACAUUAGAAGAGGCACAGGCCCGUACCCAGGCCCAGAUCAACUCACCCAUCACUGCAGACAGCAAGUACAUAGAGGUGGGAGAGGGUCCUGCAGCCUUACAGGGAAAAUUCCACACGGUCAUUGAAUUCCCCACUGAGAGGAAAAGACAGCCCAUAAAGUCUAAAAAGUCUCCAGUUGGCAGUUGGCGGUCUUUUUUCAACUUGGGCAAGUCUUCCUCGAUGUCUAAACGAAAACUACACCGCAAUCCUAGUGAACCAAAUGAACUCAAGACCAUGGCAUAUGCUGGAGGAAGAGGAGACACCAGUACUCUUCGGUCUGCCAAAAGUGAGGAGUCUCUCACCUCUUUACAUAACGUUGAAGGAGAGUCUAAGGUGUACAGGCCACGCAGACCUCGUUCCAGCAGUGAUGCUCUCUCUGCUUCCUUCAAUGGUGAUCUACUGGAUAGCAGACAACACUGUAACUCAUAUGACAAUCUGGGCCAUGGGGAGAGUGAUGGGGAUGAUGGACCAAUCUGUGUGCCUGCUCUUAUCUCCCCGCCACGUUCCGCUGAUGAUGUGGACUUGAGCCCUCCUGACAUUGGCAUGGCCUCUUUAGACUUUGACCCCAUGUCUUUCCAGUGUAGCCUUCCUCUGGCAGAGACUUCCAUUUUCUCACUGGACACAGAUGAAAGCAGUCUGAAGAGGAGCCUGGCCAGUGCUAGUGUCUCCGAGCCAGUCUCGCCAGUCAGAGCUAAAGUUAUAAGUCAUUCUGUGUCUCCAGACCACAGUCCAGCCUUAAAGGAUAGAAAUAAACUGCCCCCUGCGUCUUUCUCAGAGAAAACUCCAGUUCAAUCUCUUGAGAGCUGUGAGAAGUCAGCUGUUGUGACUCCUCUAAGCGUCUCUGAAUCAGCUCCCUCCAUGAUAAGGAAAGCACCAGAGAGCACUGUGCUUCAGCCCUCUUCCACUCCAUCUCCACUCGACUCUCCUGCAAAAUUGAGCUUUCUGUCAAGAACCACCAAUCUGCCCCUGAGUGAAGCCAUUCAGCAAGAGCUUCUUUCUAAAGCUACUACCUUUGAGAGUAAAGACAUAUCAAGCACUGAAUGUUCACAGCCACCACAGGUCACCUGUUCUCAAGAGCAGCCAGGAGCUGUAGCUCUGGACUCACCAAAGGGCAAUGUCCCUGUCAGCUCUGUGUCCCUCAUACCUCCCGCUCCCCCACCAAAGAACGCUGCCCGCAUGCUUGCACUAGCUCUAGCAGAAUCUGCCCAGCAGGCCACUAUUCUUUCUCGGAGGCAAUCCUCUGGACCCCCUACACCAGUGUCCCCCAUUAGGCCACAAGGGUUACUGGAGACCAUGGACUGGCCUCCUCCUCCUUCCUUGCCAUCACAGACAUCCUUGGAGGAAGCUACAGUAGAAGUGUCAAAGAGGUCUGCUCCUACGUCUUCACCACCCUCCACCCCAGCUGAAAAGUUAACUCGCUCCGUCAGCCUGCACCUCAACACAGGUGAUUGUGGGAAGCCAUCCAGCAUUUCUUGCAAUAACCAGGAUGUUGUCUCACCAGAGACCCCAAGCCAGAGUGCUAUGCCUUCUAGUCAACCUUCUCAAGUUUCCCAAACACAAAAAAACCCAGAAAGGCAGCAGCCAGCUGUGGGCCAGACACCUGUGAGCACAGACAAAACCACUACCACACCAUCUAUCAGCAGCAAGGAUACUGUCAUUCAACAACCUAGCUCUGAGUUCCAUAUGACUGAAAUGGUUAUGCCACCAAAACCCACAAAGACGCCAGAUCAACCAGUCGCAAUUCUCCAGCCUCAGCCACAAAUACAGACUCAACCUAAUGCAGCGAUUUGGUCUCAACCUCAAGUUCAGCCUCAUUCUCAGUCACAAGCACAACCUCAGUUUCAGCCCAAAUCGCAGCCCAAUGCUAGAGUUGCACCAACCCCCGCAGCACCUCUUGAUCCUGUGGAAAAACCAUGGGAAGCCAUUAAGCCUGUCCAUCCAAAAGCAGAUAGUGCUCCUCCACACCAUACUCAGGGAGUGAUGCCGCCAACACCCCCAGUUCGUUCUAUUGAAAGUAAACUAGCAAUGGCUGCUCUCUGCAACACUGAGGCUGCAAACCCUGCCAACUUUCAUGCCAUAUUAGAAACAUCCAUGAGAGGCUCAGUGGAGGAGACUCCCCCACAGUCUCAUCCACCUCAUCGCAGGGCUUCCACUCAUCAGACAGGUUACAUUUGUCACUCAAAAGGGGAUGCUGCCCUACUGGAGCCCACCACAGAAGUGUAUUACCAUCAGCGGGUAUCCCCUUCAGGUCAGGCUACGAUGGCAUACCAUUACAGACCAGAGAGUGUUCCACCACAUGUUUCUUAUGUGUCAAAAUCAGAGUCACAGAUUUCCUAUAGAGGCCACGGUGAUGGCCGAUACAAUACGAUUGGACCUAGGUCCUACCACCAGUCUAUCAAAUCUCGUGGCCCACUGAGAAGUGAAUACAUUUCUCCAAGCUCACUGCACCACUCCCAUGGCUACAGCCAAGUAGAUGGACCUACCGUGUACCCAACAAUCCGUAGAGUCCACUCCCUACAUGUGCCCCCCACCGCCAUCCGCUCAAUGCCGGUCACCAGAACCGAGGUUCCACCAGAUGAUGAGUUAUUUUACUACCAGCGCCCAGUCUACCACUGCAAGUCUCACCAACCGCCCUCUCAAGCCGACUACCACGUCACACAACUGCAGCCUUAUUUUGAGAAUGGAAGAGUUCAGUACCGCUACAGCCCCUACUCUGGCUCUCACAUUCUGGAUGCCCCUUUCUACGAUGUGGACCAUUAUGGUACGAUCCGCUUACGGCACGUCCAUUCCUUCAGCGGUCGGGACAGUGCCCCUCUCCUUCAGACUGGAGCCAAAUCCGGAGGCUACCACUACCUUUCACGGCAUUUCAUUCCUUUAAAGGAGCAUAGCUUCGUAAGCAGAGACAUGCCACCUUACAGUGGUUUAAAAGGGAGUGUUUACUUUGCGUGGGAUCCAGAAGAAGCAGAAAGGCUUCGCGUACAUUCUAUCCGCAGGGAAAGCAGAGCAAGGCAAAAAGUUAAGGGUUCUGUUAUGUCUCAGUAUGACAACAUAGGACCCUACAUGCCAGUGGAUAUAGACAUGUUACACUUGCGGAGCAAAUCAGAUCCUGGCAAAACUGUGUUGAUGGCUACCGAGAGCAAGGAGGCCAAAUAUAAUAUCGUAUCUGGAUCUCAGCAUGCUCCCAGGCACUUGAUCUCUGAUCCAGAUGUCCUGAUGUAUAUGGAAACAGAGAAGCACUGCCAAGGAAAUGGGAUGGGGGACAAAACCACCAAACAAGGCAGCUCCAGGACCUACUCGUCCAUCCAUUCACAUCAAUCGCAACUUCCACCACGAAGCCUGCAGCACUUACCUGAAGGUGGCCAUCUUGACCCGAAGUUUGAACCAGGGGAAAAGCAACUGAGCAGUAAACAUUGGCAGGAACACUCGGAGAGCAGGAGUGCCCAACCUCGUUACGAAAUGUCAGAUUUGGAUCGCCACAUAUGCAGGGUUAAAGCCACUAGCUGCGCCAGUGAAGAUGAACAAGCGGCUCCAGUGAAACCAGCUCCUCCACCCAAGCCAGAGAGAUCCCAUAGCGUUAGAGAGCGGCAGCAUUACAACCAGUCCAGUCUUCCUGCACAUCUACCAGACAAUUCAGAUAGAGACCAUAGUGGAUCCUACUCUUACCAGUCACAGGGACAAAGACAAAGUGCCAUUACUUUACAGUCACACUAUGACAACCUGGAUGACUACCAUCCAGUACCUCAGUCCCAAACAUCACUAUCAAAUCGAGGUGGUUCCAGCUCCUAUCACAGCCCUGGUUUCUCAACUCCACAUAGUAAUUGCGCAUACUCCACUGCCUUGGGACAGGGCGCCUUCUUACAAGCUGAGCUUUCAGUGCAGAGGCCAGAGACAGAUUAAUGCGGAGUAAACAGACAUUUAAUGACAAACCAGAUAAAUUUGGAACAUUAUUGUAGGUGUCAAUAGUAAUUCAUUUGAAGUUUAACAGCCUCUGCGGGACAGUGGACUGCCUUCUGACUGUUUACAUUCAGUUUCCUUUUCUUUUUUUUAUGUACAAAGAAAUGUAAGACUUUUUACUGAACUGAAUGUACCAUAAUUUCAUCAGUUGUUGAAACAUUGUGACGUGGAGAUAUAACUUGUUAUAUACUCUAGAUAUUCUGUGAUAUUGACAAAUGUUACAUGAAUCAUAACCAGACGAGUUAUGUAUAUCUUGGAAGAUGUAUAUCUGGAUAUAAGGGAUUCUUUUUGUUCUGUUUUAUUACUUUGAAAAGGUCUGGGACUGGAUAUAAAUGAAGUGUAAAGGUUUGCAUUUUAGAAAUGCAUGUAAUCAACAUUUUACAGAACAGUUCUGUGUACCUUGAUAUAUAUAUAUGUAUAGUGUACUUUCUGGAUGUUACAGUAACAGUGGAAGGGAAGCCCUGUUUAAGUCAUCCUACCUUCAUUUUACACUCGGUGUACACAACUAGGUGGUACAUGAAAUUCUUAAUUUUCUGCCUUCAGGUUGGGGGCCCAAAAUGUGCAUUUUUCACUGUCCAAACUGUGCCAUUACUAUUAUAUAUGAUAGGGGUUAAUCACAAGCAACUGGAUUUCUUUCUUCAUUUUAAAACUUGACAAGAUUUGACUGAAUUCUGCUUGGAUGGGUUGUUGGAGGGAUGAACAAUGAAUGCAGAUUGUGAUGGCAUAAGUAUUCAUUAAGAUAUUGGAGAAUGACUGAAGGUGAGAGUGCCAAUGUGAAGUGACUAAGACACAUUUCUCGUCCCACUUUCAGAGAAAUGUGUUAUUGACGGAGUUUUUAAUACAUUUAGUGAUUAAUGUGUUAUCACUAAAUGUAUUUAUUUGUUUAUUAUAUACUAAAUGUAUAUAAUAAUGAUUAUAUGUCUCUGUCUGAUUUUAGACCAGCACCUUACUUACGUCUUUGUAACAAGCUGCAUUACUAAAUUUCACAUAGGUCCAUAAACUUUAUGUAAGGGGAACCACUUGCCUGAAAAUGUCCAUUCAUUUCAUAACACUGAACAAUUUGUGCUUUUGCAAUUAGUACAAUGUACAUUGCCCUCAGAACAAAUCUGUCCGGUGGAGAUAAACCAAUAUUUUAGUUAUUUAAAAGAGUUUAUGAUUAGGGGACCCGUUUUUGGUGCUUAGCGAAGUCAUUGCAUGUUACCGUUCUGUCAGACAGUAAUUAUUAUUGCAUUAUGUUGCCUUGAAAAUUUGAGUAUUCAGAUGAGCCCAAGCUCACAAUGGCAUAAUUUGUAUGUUUGUAGUUGAUCCCCUAAUAACAUCUGUUUUUGUGUUUUGCCAAGUCUUAAGAAGUUCAUUUUCAUUUUGCCAGCAUUUUUAUGAUUGACAUUUAAUAUGCUGUUUUCUUGUUUUUAUUUGUUUUAGACUGUGAAAAAAAACGGUUGGGUGGCUAGCGUGGGAAAAAAAUAAAGGCAUUCAUAUGUAACCUCUAUUUAUGGGACCAAACUGAAAUUUUAAUGCAGCAUAUCCAUACUUGCACUCUCAUCACGAGGAUUUGACCCAAAACUUUAGCAUUAAAGCCUCAGAGCCUAAUUUAAUCAAGCUUGUAUGAACCUGCAGUCGGAUUUCUUUUAGCCUCAAAUAACAUUUACUCCUUUAAUGCACAUUUCUGGGGAAUAUAUUUUAGUAUAGCAAACAAACGAGUAGGCUAAACAAUACCAGUAUUUCUCUUUUAAAACAAAUACUUAUUCAGCUUAAAUCUAUAAUAUAAUAGGCCUACAGCUGCUGUUAUUUUAUUGAAUUUGGCUGCCAAAUGGAUUGUUGUAAUAAAGACCUCCAUUAAGAUAGCAUUUACUAUAAAUUCAUAGCUAUUUGGUCAAAUUCCCCCAAACCUCUACACAUCUGCCUAAGGAGUCGCCUAGCUGAACACAUCUUUUUGUAAUACCAAGAAAGUAUUAUACAUGUUGGCUAUGACUAAAACAUAAUAUGCUCGCAGUUAGCCAUGUUUCAGAUAUAUUUGUAUAAAUGGAGCAUCUCUGUCACCUUUGAACCCAAAUAAAAUUCAGCUUAGCC
Molecule: messenger RNA, 8036 nt
Organism: Sinocyclocheilus anshuiensis
Lineage: Eukaryota; Metazoa; Chordata; Actinopteri; Cypriniformes; Cyprinidae
Product: rho GTPase-activating protein 32-like
Exons: 24
Coding region: 75-5909 (1944 amino acids)
Biological process (GO): small GTPase-mediated signal transduction
Cellular component (GO): Golgi apparatus; actin cytoskeleton; cell cortex
Molecular function (GO): GTPase activator activity; phosphatidylinositol binding; protein binding
Source: RefSeq, a predicted model, not a curated record